CAGCUACCUCCUAAAACAGAGCAACAAGAAUGGAGAAUGAAGAACUGUUGGUUCUGCAAGAACAAGAAGAAGCAGCAGCAGUCGUCGCCGAGGCCGGAGCCAGAGAAAGUAGUGUGACCCACGGAGGGAGGUACGUGGAGUACAAACUUCUUGGAAACAUCUUCCAUGUAUCCUCCAAAUACGUCCCUCCCGUUCAUCUCGUCGGCCGCGGUUCGUAUGGCGUCGUCUGUUGUGCCAGAAAUGCAGAGACGAAUGAGGAGGUGGCGAUUAAGAAGAUCGGAAAUGCUUUCGACAAUAGCGUUGACGCCAAGAGAACCCUCUGUGAGAUCAAGCUUCUCCGCCAUAUGGAUCACGAAAACGUAAUCUGAUUAAUUCCAUUUGUCCCCCAGCCUCGAGAAGAAUGCCGAAAAGGUCGUUCCUGCCCCAGACCAUAAUCUCGAAACUGCCUUUCGCCGCAUC
Linum tenue is the source of this 459-nucleotide messenger RNA. The record is from the annotation of a GenBank genome assembly. Lineage: Eukaryota; Viridiplantae; Streptophyta; Magnoliopsida; Malpighiales; Linaceae.